Molecule: messenger RNA, 1012 nt
Organism: Dreissena polymorpha
Lineage: Eukaryota; Metazoa; Mollusca; Bivalvia; Myida; Dreissenidae
Product: complement C1q tumor necrosis factor-related protein 2-like
Exons: 2
Coding region: 367-900 (177 amino acids)
Molecular function (GO): protein binding
Source: RefSeq, a predicted model, not a curated record
GUCACCAAAUGAUAAGAGACAUUUGGAAUAAUGGCACAACCUGUGUCGCUCACCGUGGUUUUUGCUGUAACUGUAGCGUGCGCUUCUGUAUUUGGCACAGUUGAUGCAAAUUAUGAUGUAGACCAAGAAAAUGUUCCGCGCCUUGAGGAAAAGGAUAUGGAUGUAGAAAAGCUAAAACAAAGUGUACUGAAAUUUAAUCAGAUGCUGAUUGACCAGUACAAGAAAAUAAACAAACUUACCAAGCAACAAGAAACAAGCAUCGCUGAAAAUGCCUUUACGCAAGAAUUAACAACAAAAAAAGUUGACGAACGAAAUCGAUGUUUUGAAAGGAAAAGUUUCUAAAUUGGAGUCGAAAAUGAAGCGAAAAUGGAGGAGAAUAUCCAUAACACAGCAUCUUCAGAAAGGAAAUCUGCAAAAAUAAUAACAGAGCAAGUAAAAACCAAUAAAGUAGCACAACGACAUGCUGGGACCGUUGGGAUCGCUUUCUUUGCUUCACUUACCAACCAUAUGGAGAAUCUCGGAGCUGGACAGCACAUUGUCUUUGAUAAUGUCUUCACAAACGAAGGCGGUGGCUACAAUCAAUACCACGGCAGCUUUACGGCUCCAGUCCCCGGAAUAUACGUAUUUUCUCUCACGCUGCUGUCCUUCCAAAAUCAAGCAGCGCACUUCCGAAUUCUUCGCAAUGGCGCUAUCCUUGUUCACAUCUGGCCUGAUGGCAGAGGUGACAACGAUUACGAUACGGCAGCGGGUACAGUCGCCCUUGUCCGCAACGCUGGUGACGUCAUUGCUGUUGACAGCCAAUGGGCUCGUCAAAAUCUAUACAGGGAGCAUUAUUCUUUUUUCUCUGGAUUCUUGCUAAAGUCGUUUUUAAACAACGAUGUAGGGCAGAAUGUACAAUAGCUGUAAAAGACAUGUGACACAAUUUACCGUUCAGAUUGAAUUAUAUGUGUUUUUCCGAAAUGGACCCCAUGUCGAAAACAAUUAAAUAUAAUUGCGUAGUAUUGGCUUUUAC